GUGGAGCCUGUGCUUUUUUGCAGGCUGAAUAAAAGAAGCCGGGAAGAAAUCUGCCUUCUCUUUUCCUCUUUCAUCUCGAGUUCAUGUGUCGGCCAGAUCUCACUGCGUUGCCUCGCACAUAUUUUGCAAUAUAAUGUCUGGAACCUGCUCGAGACAUGCCUAAGCGACGCAAUGGGACAAGGCGACGAGAACGAUCGUAUUGUGAUUAACGUGGGAGGUAUCAGACACCAGACCUACCGUAGCACCCUUCGUACAUUACCGGGCACCCGGUUAGCUUGGCUCGCCGAGCCCGAUGCCCACAGUCACUUUGACUACGAUCCCAAGAUUGAGGAAUUUUUCUUUGACCGGCACCCGGGGGUGUUUGCCCACAUUCUCAAUUACUAUAGGACCGGGAAGUUGCACUGUCCUGCAGAUGUUUGCGGCCCGUUGUACGAGGAGGAGUUGGCAUUUUGGGGUAUCGAUGAGACUGACGUGGAACCAUGUUGUUGGAUGACUUAUCGGCAACAUCGAGAGGCCGAGGAGGCAUUGGAUAGUUUUGGGGGUGGGCCCCCCGAGAAUUCAGAGGAGGAUGGGGAUGAGGAAACGCUGGGAAUGAUCAAUAGGUUGGCUCUUGAUGGACCAGAUGCCAAAUCCGGGGGGCAUUGGCGACGUUGGCAGCGGUUGCUUUGGGCACUCUUCGAGGAUCCCUAUUCAUCUAAAUAUGCAAGGUGGAUAGCCUUCGCCUCCCUGUUCUUCAUCCUGGUUUCCAUCACCACCUUCUGCCUGGAGACACACGAGGCCUUCAACCCCAUCAUCAACCGGACGGAAAUUGACCCGCUAGACAACAGCACGCGGGUCUACCAGGAGACUGAGACCGUGGUUUUUCUCACCUAUAUUGAGGGGGUCUGUGUGCUGUGGUUUACAUUUGAGUUCAUAAUGCGAGUGACGUUCUGUCCGAGCAAGCUGGAGUUUUUCCGUAACACCCUCAACAUCAUCGACUUUAUUGCCAUCAUGCCCUUCUACCUGGAGGUGGGGCUGAGUGGGCUCUCUUCCAAGGCAGCUAAGGAUGUACUGGGUUUCCUACGUGUGGUACGCUUUGUCCGGAUCCUCCGGAUCUUUAAGCUGACUAGGCACUUUGUGGGACUGCGUGUCCUGGGUCAUACACUCCGAGCCAGCACCAAUGAGUUCCUGCUCCUCAUCAUCUUCCUCGCCCUGGGUGUGCUCAUCUUCGCCACUAUGAUCUACUAUGCUGAAAGGAUUGGUGCCAAGCCCAAUGAUCCCCGAGCCAGCGAGCACACUCACUUUAAGAACAUUCCUAUUGGAUUCUGGUGGGCGGUGGUGACCAUGACAACCCUUGGCUAUGGAGACAUGUACCCUCAGACAUGGUCUGGCAUGCUGGUGGGAGCGCUGUGUGCUCUGGCUGGUGUGCUGACUAUCGCCAUGCCAGUGCCUGUUAUUGUCAAUAACUUUGGGAUGUAUUACUCCCUGGCGAUGGCCAAGCAGAAGUUACCAAAGAAAAAGAACAAGCAUAUCCCCCGCGCCCCACUUCUGGGCUCCCCCAAUUACUGUAAGUCGGAGGUAACCUCACCUCACCACAGCACGCAGGACGACACAUGGCCCCUGGCCCCACAAGAACCACCAGAAGAGAUCUUAGAAAUAAACAGAGCAGCUCCACAAGCUGUUUUUCAAGAUCCCAAAGUGAACGGGGAAACGUCCAAGGAGUCAGCCAAGAGAGCAGCCAAGGAGUUAACCAAGGAGUUAACCAAGGAGUCAGCCAAGGAGGCAGCCAAGGAGGCAGCCAAGGAGGCAGCCAAGGAGGCAGCCAAGGAGGCAGAAAAAGCAGCGCUGGCCAAUGAAGACUGUCCCCACAUAGACCAGAUCAUGUCACCUGACGACGGCCAGAUCUUAAGCCCUAUUGACCGGUCCGAGCAGCAGCCCUGCUUCCUGCUGGCCAUGGGCGGGCGGCCAGGCCACACGGCGGCCAGAGUCAGGAAGGCAUCCCGCCCAGGCCGGGCCAGGCGAUCACAGAACACAGACCAGUCAGUCUGUGUUAUGAACCAUGGUGUCCCAACCACACUGUGUGUUGGCCACAACGUCCCAUCCCCCGACUGAUAAUGCUCUUAGUCUGUUUGUUGUACAUAGAUGACCAGUGCCAAGGGGGUGCUGACGUGGACAGCUGGGCAUGCUGCCAGCCCCUGCCCAGCCUUAAAUGUCACCCAGAAGAGUUGUGGUUCUCACACCUUUCUCAUUGGCUGCUGUACCUAUGACUGGUUGAUUUCAUGCUGUACACACUUGAGUAAGAAUGAACGUUGUGUGUGUGUCUUUGUGUGUGCGUGUGCGCGUACUUGUGUGCGUGUUUAUUGAAGUUUGUUUGUUUUCUAUAAGUGUUGCAUAUCUGCUUCUCUUCCUUGUGUCUGACUUCAUGUAACUAUGUUGGAGAAAUAAUCAAGUGUCAUGUUGACCCCAGUAACACAGUCAUUUUAUCCCUGAGUUAAAACUUGCCAAAUACUUGUUUUCAGGCUGUUUUUGUCACACCACAUCUGAGUUGCCUUUUUUAGAUAUUUACUAAUUGAGAAAUGUUGAAUGCCAUCACUUUCUACACAUUGAGGUUUGAGUGUAAGAAAAAAUAAAUUCAGCAAAGUGAUCAUGACUACAACAGUGACGUCUGUUUAUGUCAUAAAAUGUCACUUGCCCUAAAUUCAGCUGUAGUUGUGCUUUAAAUUAGUUUGUUAUCCCCAGUUAUACAAAGAAUUGACACAUUUCUUGAUGAAAUAUGUAUUGGCUGUAUGGUACAAAGGUUUUGAUAUGCAUGUACUUAAUGUACAGUAUGUGACCAUGAAACUAACAGAGAUCAAGCACUCAUAUAAGUCAUUGCAAAACUGGUUUUGAUGGGAUAAGAACAAAAUGAUUACCCAUGUUGUAACUACCUAGUAGUUGGUUGGUUUCUGAACUCUCUUUCAACAGUACUGUAUGUGUUACACUAUUUCCACACUGUUUUCACAAGCGUAUGUUUUCACAAGCUUUGGGCCUUGCUUUUCUAGUUAGCUAUAGAAUGUGGACUAAUAUCUCCUUUGCCACCUGGCUUAAUGUGUCAAAGAGCCAGGUUAUUACCUAUAUGUUGCAUGAGCAAGCUGUCGUACUAGAUACCAUCAUUGGCAUUGAGAUGUGUAAGUGAGGGAGGCUGAGGAACAGGUUUCUACUGUUUCCAUGAACUCAGUCUGAAUGCCUAUAUUAUAAAGAAAAAUGCAGUUUUCUGCAAAGUCGUCACAUUUUCCUUUUAACAACUCCCAGGGGGAUUAUUCAACACAUUAUUUCCUACAUGGGAUUUCAAAACACACAAAAGAUACAUUAACCACAUAGUUACUGAAUGGUGAUGGCCUAAUAAUGGAAUAUAUGACUAGUCUAGCAAUACUAAUAACCUCUUCAUUUGGCUCACAAAUGCUCUUAGCAUAAGAUUGCUGCCACAGACAAUAUGUACACUGCCUGUAUAAUAAACCAUUCAACCAGCGCUCCAAACUAGAUAUCAGGUUAAACUAUUGGGUUUAGUAGAUAAGAUCUCUUGCACUGAACAACAGACCAGUGUAUUUCACUAUGUAGAACUUGAAUUGAGAAUAUUUGCUAUUUAAAUGUUGCUAUUUAAUCAGUAAGGGGUUGGGGUGCACAUCUGCAUAAUGUAAAGCGUUUGUAUUUCUAAAGUCCAUUUUUAGACCAGACUACUUAGCUAAGUUAAUAUGGUUAAAAGGAACCAGCCAAGUAAAGGCUUUCCUCCUAUAGUGAAGUAGUCAACGUGGACAUGAGGCUGUAUUUACACACAACGACACUGCCAUACCAAUGCACACUUCUGAUCUACAAACACAAACCUAUCCAAGAGGUGGAGUGAAGCAUGGAACAGUCCAGGCCACAAUUAUGCAACAGGGAGACUCCUCCCUCUUCAAUGGUGCCAUAUUUAAGGGAUCAGUGUGUUUACUAAACGUUUGCUAUGGGAAUUGCAUGUUUUUUCCACAGUUGUUAUUUUUCUUAGCAGCAAACCACAGUACAGUAUAUCAUAUACUCCAACAUCUGGCAAAAUAUAUGUCAAAUUAGGUAUAAAGAUGUUCAGUAGUGAAUGCAACUAACCAACCUUAGUGCUGAGGUUGGUUAUUGUUAGAAGUUAGUGCUUGUAUACGAAGGGGUUUUAAGAUGAUAAAAGAACUGCCUGUGUGAACAUACGAUGUGCAUUGAUCACACAACUCAGUCUAUGUUGGAAGAAUGCCAGUUUGUUUUGAUUUGUCCAGUCCCAUCUGUCGACCAACACAGGUACAUAUUCUUAUGUUGCCUUUCAAGAUAUGUAUUCUAGCUGAGCUCUUCUGGAUGAUCCUUACAAAAAGAACCACAUACAUAAACAAAU
Oncorhynchus tshawytscha (Chinook salmon) is the source of this 4366-nucleotide messenger RNA. Its product is annotated as potassium voltage-gated channel subfamily C member 1. Bases 172 to 2091 code for a protein of 639 amino acids. NCBI's taxonomy places the organism in Eukaryota, Metazoa, Chordata, Actinopteri, Salmoniformes, Salmonidae. Gene Ontology annotation, cellular component: voltage-gated potassium channel complex; axon; dendrite membrane. The transcript is spliced from 4 exons. The record is from RefSeq and is a predicted model, not a curated record. Gene Ontology annotation, molecular function: delayed rectifier potassium channel activity; protein binding. Gene Ontology annotation, biological process: protein homooligomerization; potassium ion transmembrane transport.